AUGAUUUCUUCAAUGGCCGGCAACAAUGACGCCUAUGGUGGUAGGCCUGUGACUCCUUCAAGGUACACACUGUGCUUGCGAAACCAAACAGCACGAUUCAAUGGCGCCAAUACCCUUGAUGGGUGUCACCGCAAUAUCCACCGAAAGGUGGUGGCAGGGCCGCCUAUCCCCAACCACCAGGCCACCAGGAGCCACUUGAUCCCCCACCCCGCCAUCAUCGCUCCUCCUCCUCCUCCUCCUCCUCUUCCAUCAGCACGACUACAACCACCCAUUUCACCUGAGCAGGUGGCAGGAGUGGUGGAAGAGGAGGAGGAAAUGAGGGUGAAGAAGAAGGCGAUGACGAAGCUAACAGAAGAACAGAAAGAGAAAAUGAAGGUGUUUGCAGAGAGGAAGUUGGGUUGGAGAGUCAUGAAGCAUGACGAGGAAGACUUUUUCAAGUUGUGUAAUGAGAUCGGAUUCACCCCUCCGGUGUUGAAGAAUUGGAUCAGCUACAACAGGCGCAAGAUGGAAGCCGGACGGGCAUCAUCCACUCCUUGA
Messenger RNA from Ilex paraguariensis (yerba mate), 537 nucleotides. NCBI's taxonomy places the organism in Eukaryota, Viridiplantae, Streptophyta, Magnoliopsida, Aquifoliales, Aquifoliaceae. The record is from the annotation of a GenBank genome assembly.